AUUGUGCAGCUUCCUGUACAAGCUAGCUAACCUUUGACUGAGCCGUGUCGAUUAAAACAACACAUUUAACGGCAGGAGCGCGGACGAACGUGUCCACAAACAUGCCGACGGACAGUCUGAACCUGGAGUCGCAACUGCUGUCCAUCAUGGACGUGCUGGUGAAGGCGGCGGUGCUGGAAAUCAGUCAGCUCUUCUCGGAGAACUCGACGUCGUUGCGCCUUCACCUGAGCCAGAGCCUGAGGGAGAACGAGACCCUGAGGAUGAGACUGAAAGUGAUGAGGAGCGAACUCUUCACCCUGCGGCUGCAAACCAGAAUCAACCGGCCAACAGGCCGCUUCACUCCAAUCAGAGCUAAUACACCAAAAACUCGCAUCAAACCAAAUGUUGUCAGAACACCUGCAGUGGUACAAAAGCCAGUUCCGGAUUCUGCCCCAAGCUACCUUCAGCCUGACUCAAAGACAGCCUCUCCUGUUAAGGAAGAAUCUGCAGAUGUCAUCCUGAUCAACGAUGAAGAUGAUGUUGGAAGGUGUGCUCCUAUUGAGGAUGAAAACGAUUUCCAAGGUUCUCAGAACAAUGCUGUUAUUUGCACAAACGCCGAGGCUGUUGGUAGUUCUUCUGACCUGCUCGAUAAUACUGAAGAGCUGAGAAUAGUGAGCGUCCAUGGAGGAGGCGAAGGGCCUUCACAGGAAGACAGCAAUUUGUUCUUCACAGCGUCUGACUUGCGGGGUCUCAGCUCACUGUCUUCUGAAAAGGCAAUCACCCAUGAUAGCUUUCUGAAUUUCACGGCCAGUGAUUCAGCUCCAGGAAGUGGAAUGCCCAGAAACAGUCAGAGAAAUCACUCCCCUCAAAUAAAUGUGAUGAAAGCACUCACAGGAAUUGAAGGUAAAGGAGGUCAUCCAAGUCACAUCAGUCAGCUGAGUCCCAUGGGUCUCCAGUCUCCUGCCAAGUCACUCGACUGUGGCUUCUGCGGGGAACGUUUUCUAAACCGUGAAGACUUCAUUGCACACCGAGCUACUCAUACAGGCGAGCAGCCAACGACUUGCCCCAUGUGCGGCAAGUCAUUCGUGAACAAGAACACUCUGACCAUCCACAUGCGCAUCCACACUGGGGAGAAGCCGUAUGCUUGCGGGCAGUGUGGCAAACGCUUCACCCAGAACGGCAGCCUUAAGAUCCACCUGAGGACUCACUCGGGGGAGAAACCGUACUCCUGCACCCAGUGUCCCGCCAGCUUCAAUAACCCCAGCAACCUGCGAAGACACAGGAUCACGCAUAACACCAACACUUUGCUCGGACCAUGAGCGAUACAAUAUACCAAUUUGUUUUGAUUUAAUUUAAGCUUAAAUUGUUAGUAUGAGCGCAGCAGAUACCAAACUGGUAUCAUUUACCAGAUGAUCAACAAUGUUUUAAUAAUUGUAAUAAUAUGGAGUGAAUCUCAAAUGCCUUUCUAAUGUUCUUUCCCCAAUUAUUUAUUUUUUAUAAAUAUAAAAUGUGUGGAAGGAUUUGUGUGACUUAACGCCUCAUUUUCAAACACUAUUGAAAUUAGCUGUUUAUCUUGGAUAAAUAUUGACAGAAUAGCAUAAAUAACAUAAGAUACACCCCUUGAAAGAUUGUUCAACAAAUAGUUUUCUUUAUAAGCAUAUAUAAAUGUCGUUGAUAAAGUUAGUGUUUAGUAGUGAUGUUUUCCCUGUAAACAAAAACUAUCUACCUCUGUAUUUCAGCUUUAUUUUAUUUCCUUAUGUUAACAUAGAGCAAUAAAUUGUGUGUGUGUGUGUGAAUUGCACAGCUCCAUUUGUAGUUUGUAUAUUUAUUAUUAAAGAAAUGCU
Synchiropus splendidus (mandarinfish) is the source of this 1823-nucleotide messenger RNA. RefSeq names its product zinc finger protein 768-like. The coding region runs from base 102 to 1298 and encodes 398 amino acids. Lineage: Eukaryota; Metazoa; Chordata; Actinopteri; Syngnathiformes; Callionymidae. Gene Ontology annotation, biological process: regulation of transcription by RNA polymerase II. The record is from RefSeq and is a predicted model, not a curated record. The transcript is spliced from 4 exons. Gene Ontology annotation, molecular function: RNA polymerase II cis-regulatory region sequence-specific DNA binding; DNA-binding transcription factor activity, RNA polymerase II-specific.